Molecule: messenger RNA, 300 nt
Organism: Penicillium malachiteum
Lineage: Eukaryota; Fungi; Ascomycota; Eurotiomycetes; Eurotiales; Aspergillaceae
Exons: 1
Coding region: 1-300 (99 amino acids)
Source: RefSeq, a predicted model, not a curated record
AUGUGUCUCUAUAAAGGAGUCUGGUACUACGAAUGCCAGCACGUCCGCUUCCACCUCUCUACUUUCUGUCAAGACCUUCUUGAGCAGCUAUGUCGCAUGAGCGACACUAUAACUGCGGAGACUGAAAGUCCCACUACUGUCGAGAAUCCACAGAGCUGUUUACCCAGACUUCUGGCACGAGAUGGUAUUCUGGACAUGCAGGAUAAGGGACAGGAGAAUGGAGCUGCAACGAACAUCUCUGAAUGGGUGAUAGAUUUGGCAGAUCUAUGUCCUUCUUGUUCUCUAAAACGGGACUCUUGA